Molecule: messenger RNA, 736 nt
Organism: Medicago truncatula (barrel medic)
Lineage: Eukaryota; Viridiplantae; Streptophyta; Magnoliopsida; Fabales; Fabaceae
Product: DNAJ protein JJJ1 homolog
Exons: 1
Coding region: 1-378 (125 amino acids)
Source: RefSeq, a predicted model, not a curated record
AUGAUGUUGAUGGUAACUCUAACUCAAAUUGAGAGCAAGAAUGAGAAUGAUGGGGUUGGUGCUAUGGAAUAUAACAACCAAAAGCCCACAAAAAAGAAACGUAGAGCCAAGAAAGAGAAGGUUGGGAAAAAUGGAGAUGAAUCUAAUGUGCUGCCUACUAAUGGCAAAUAUGAGAAGGAUACAAACAGUAAUGGAAAUGACGAUUCUUAUGUACAAGAGUCUAGUUCCCAAUAUUUCAAGGAAAAUGAGGAUAAUGGUGGUGGUAAAGAGAAUGAGCAGAGAAAGGUUGGCCAUUUUUGCGAGACAUGUGAGGAGGAGUUUGAGUCAAGGAAUAAAUUACAUAAACAUCUUAGCGAUUAUGGGCGCAUGCAGCAAUGACAAUUCGAUAAGGAAAAUACGGUAAUGAUCAAUUAUUAUACAUGUUAGACAAUGCUUGUUUCAAGAAUUAGGCUAUCAGUUCAUUGUGGUUUUGUGGGGUAUGUGUUUUUUAGUGGUGAUUUUUUUGGGUGUUUACAUGUGCUUAACUGCCUCAACCGCAAAAGAGAAGUAAGGUGCGGUUACAUGGGUUUUUGGUAGGUUUUGCAAUGAUUUGGCACAAGAUUUGUUUCUGCUACUGUGCGGGUGUUUAGACUUUAGUUUUUUUAGGGUGUUUUUGGUUUGUUGGUAGAAGUUUGUAUUUGAUGUUUGGGUGUUUGUUUGGGUGUUCCACAUAUAUACGACACACUUUUCCUUUGUA